Molecule: messenger RNA, 573 nt
Organism: Panicum virgatum (switchgrass)
Lineage: Eukaryota; Viridiplantae; Streptophyta; Magnoliopsida; Poales; Poaceae
Exons: 3
Coding region: 1-573 (190 amino acids)
Source: RefSeq, a predicted model, not a curated record
AUGGGUAGGAAACGUCGUUGGGGAGGGUCUGUCUUUGGUCACAAGAUAUACAAGCGUGAUCGGGCGGCUGCAGAGUGCCUUUUGAUGCUGAAGUAUUUUGAUGAAGAAUCAAUAUUCGAGGAUGAUCAAUUUCGCCGAAGGUACCGAAUGAGGAAGCCUCUUUUCCUGCACAUUAUUGAUGAACUCACAACGGAAGAGUACUUACGAUCACCAAGACAACAUGAAAUUGAAGAGAUGAUGAGAUCAAAUGCAGCGCGAGGGUUCCCUGGCAUGAUUGGAAGCAUCGACUGCAUGCAUUGGGAGUGGGCUAAUUGCCCAAGUGGUUGGCAUGGCGUCUACAAGGGACAUAAGGGCAAUCCUACAAUGAUUCUAGAGGCUGUUGCUUCAGAAGACUUGAGGAUAUGGCACGCCUUCUUUGGGCUCCCUGGGUCUCACAAUGAUAUCAAUGUCUUGAAUCGAUCACCUGUCUUUGAUGAUCUUGCCAAUGGCAAUGCCCUUGAAGUUGAAUUCACUGUGAAUGGUAACAUCUAUUCGAUGGGCUACUACCUAGCAGAUGGGAUAUACCCUGACUAG